UGUCAGUAUCAGGAUCAGUUGUCAGUGCCGGUUAAUUUGUUUUCACUUAUCUUUGCUGAAUUUUUCAGAUUCCUUAUUUUAUGAAUUUACAAUGUGUGGAGGAUUUACCUGCUCGAAAAAUGCCCUCAUUGCUCUCAAUGUUUUAUAUAUCUUGGUCGCUUUUGUUUUGAUUGGGGUUGCAGUUUAUGGAAGUGCUGCAUCAAUAGUCUCGAAUCUACCCAUCGUAGGAGGGAUUUUAGCAUGCGGAAUUAUAUUAAUACUGAUAUCAGUAUUGGGGUUACUUGGAGCAGUGAAACAUCACCAAGUUAUGCUAUUUUUCUAUAUGGUAAUUCUCUUUCUGUUAUUCCUCAUCCAAUUCUCCGUCGCUUGUGCUUGUCUUGGUGUUAACAGUGAACAACAAAAUCAACUAGCAGAACAAGGAUGGAAGCGAAGUAACAAUGCCACAAGAGCAACGGUUCAAGAAGUUUUCGGCUGCUGCCAGUUUGAUGGGAAUGUGGAUAAGCUAUUUCAUGGCCCUUCUUGUGAUACUGUGGAGCAAUCGUGCUGCAAGGACCCUAAUAUACCAAACUGUCAAUGCCCGACUUGUAUGACCAAAUUACAGAAUACUAUAAAUUAUGCUUUUAAAUUAUGCGGUUGGAUAGGUUUGUUCUUCAGUUUUUCAGAGUUCAUGGGAGUGCUAUUAACAGUGCGUUACCGUAACCAGAAAGAUCCUCGAGCUAACCCGAGUGCUUUUCUAUAGUGCAGCAAUUCUUUACAAAUGGAUAGCUGGUGUCGUUCUGGUGAGGCGUUAUCGUAACCUGUCGGAUCCGGAAGAAAGAAGGGCCACAGCUGUGUUUCCUCGUCACAACUUUACCUAUUGAUCUAGUCAACUACGAUAACAUUUAGUUUAUAUUUUGCCAUACCAAAGAUUACUUUCUCUUCCUGAAUAUUCCUGUGUAAUAUAUUUGUAAGCGUGGGUUUACAAGAUGUUUGCGUGAUACGAUGAUAGAUACGGCUAUCAUGAAGUUGUUUGUAGUUGUCUUUACGCUAAAUGAACAGACAUUCCAAUCAUGACUUAUAUUUUUACAGAAUAUAGUAGGAAAACGCUUCAGUAAAUUGGUGUGCCCUGGUUUCAAGUUUCGAAGUUGUGUGUUUUUCGUUAUUAACCUAAUCUACUCUGAAAUCAUC
This is a messenger RNA of Leptinotarsa decemlineata (Colorado potato beetle), 1167 nucleotides long. It is a transcript of the gene Tsp97E, whose product is annotated as Tetraspanin 97E. The record is from RefSeq and is a predicted model, not a curated record. Gene Ontology annotation, cellular component: membrane. NCBI's taxonomy places the organism in Eukaryota, Metazoa, Arthropoda, Insecta, Coleoptera, Chrysomelidae.